Messenger RNA from Corticium candelabrum, 2110 nucleotides. Its product is annotated as kalirin-like. The transcript has 11 exons. NCBI's taxonomy places the organism in Eukaryota, Metazoa, Porifera, Homoscleromorpha, Homosclerophorida, Plakinidae. Gene Ontology annotation, molecular function: phosphatidylinositol-5-phosphate binding; phosphatidylinositol-4,5-bisphosphate binding; phosphatidylinositol-4-phosphate binding. The coding region runs from base 77 to 2110 and encodes 677 amino acids. The record is from RefSeq and is a predicted model, not a curated record.
UUGCCUGUAAAUGACCUUCCACAGUGCCGUCUUACGCAUCAUCGCAGAGAUCAGAUAACGUCAGACCCUAACACGUAUGGCGAGCGUCGACGAUCCCGGCUUCUUCGAACAAGACGACUACGACGAAGAUUUCAAUGAAUUGCCCGGCUCUCCAAUCGCUUUCCACGAGCGCGUCGAAGUGCAAGAUGUCGUCGAUUUGCUGAGAACUAAACUUGCUGUGGUGACAGGAGGGAAAGACAGAAGAGGAGCAUGGCUCAUCACAUUUCCUUCCACCACUCAACGCAAACGAACCAGCGACAUGACGUUUGAUAAAUUCAAACAAAUGCUCUCAUAUCUUGUCCAGUCUGCAAGUAUUGAUCCUGAGCAGGGCAUGUUCUCUGCCAUCAUCGAUGCCAGACACAACUCGUGGAACUUCUGCAACUUCAUCAUCAAAGGCCUUGAUCAUUUUCUUAUUGGCCGAAUUCAUGCUGCUUACAUCGUCGAGCCGGCAGGAUUCUGGAGCAAACGAACAAAUAGUGCUGCAUUCAAGAAGACAAGAAGUCAACUGACGUAUGAGACUGUUUUGCUGGCUUCACCGAUGAAGCUCAAUCGCUUCAUAGAGGCAAGUCAGUUGACGGAGGAUCUUGGUGGCUUUUUACCGUAUGAUCAUAAUGAGUGGUUGGAUGUGCAUCUGGGCUUUGAUCGAUUCUUCAACAAUAUUCAACGUCUUUACGCUGACAUGGACCAACACCAUACAGACAUGAGUUCUUCCAACAUUCCCAGUAAUCUUGAAGCAGCAGAGCAGAUGCUUGAAGAACAUCAUGAACUACGCAACGACAUGAUGGUCACACCAAAACGUUUUCAGGGCGAAGGACAAAGCCUUCUUAAUCAAAUUCUUCAACCUCGGAGUGGCCAGAGACGCCGUUUGUCUCCUGAUUUGUCUCACAUCGUCACACGGAUCCAACAUCAGCUGGAAAAGAUCAGAGGCAAACUUGACUUGUUGGAGGAAGUUUGGGAGCUGCGGCUGAAUCAUCUGGAACAAUGUCUGCAAGUGAAGGAGUUUGAAGAACAGGCGAAUCAGGGUAUUGGUUGGUUUGAGGGUCCCGGAAAUGCAUUUCUGGACGAGAAAACGCCAGUUGGCUUUUCGAAACCAGAAGCAGAAAGAUACAUGAGUGAACACAUCAGCUUUAAUGCACAAGCAGAGAAAUACUUCAAACAGUUGGCGAAGCUACAGCUAAACACCGAGUACUACUUCGAAGACAACCAUUAUGCUCUAGCCGAAAUCCGCCCAAAACUCCAACACAUGGACGCACUAGUCCGGCACUUCAAGAAACGCAUCACAGUCCGUGGUCAACAACUUGCUCUCUCCACAAAAUUCCACACAAUGGCCGAGAGCGUCGAAAACCUACUGCAGCAUCUCUCGCUGCUUUGCUCAGCCGAUCACAUUGUGUACGACACGGAGGCUGCCGAGCAGUUGAUUUCUAAGUUGGCGAACAAUUUAGACGAGGCGAAUCAGUCGCUGGAGCUUUUGCAUCAACUUGGCGAGGGUUUGUUUGAUUUAUUGCAGGGAGGGAAUACGUCGGAUGGACGUCGUUCGGCGAGUCCUCGGCGUGUGAAAUCGGCAACGUUUAAGGCCGUGACGAGGCGUUUUCUGGCACGAAUUGACGAGUUGGUGCAACAUAAACGACUUUGUGAGAAUGUGGUGGAGGAGAAGAAGAACAAGCUGGAACAGUUUUUGCAGUUGAGGAGCUGUGAGGAGGAUGCAAGGAAGAUCAUCGAAUGGCUUCACAAAGCUGCUGAUCUUGUGCGAGCAAGUCAGACUGAUCUUGGUGACUCCGAGGAGAGCAUCAACGACCUGGAACAAGAACACGACGAGUUCUUAUCCAAAGCAAAAUCGACAUACCAGAACGGAAUUCAGUUGAUUGAAACGGGUCAGGUUUUGCGAGACGCCUGUGAGCUGCCCGCAGAGCCGGGAAUGGAACAGAUGCAGCAGCUGGAUAUGGCGUGGAGUGCCGUCGCUUCGGGCAUCGACGAACGAACGGAGAAACUGACGUUGUCGGCGAAGUUUCAUCGAGGGCAAGCGGAGUCUUUGUGCAUGGUUUUGUGGCGAUUGGUGUGCAGUUUGACGUAA